This is a messenger RNA of Racocetra fulgida, 333 nucleotides long. The record is from the annotation of a GenBank genome assembly. Lineage: Eukaryota; Fungi; Glomeromycota; Glomeromycetes; Diversisporales; Gigasporaceae.
AUGGUCAACCCACCUGUAACGCCUAUUACUAUGGUUGACCCACCUGUAACAUCUAUUACUAUGGUUAACCCACCUGUAACACCUGCGUUUGACCCAGCUGCAACACAUCCGAUUGAUCCACCUAUAACUAAACUUUCUUCAACGUCAAAAUCAUAUACACGACCUAGCACCGGUAAAAAAUCGUCGUCUACGACUAAAUCUUCGAAUAAACCGUAUACACGAACUAGAGGUCGACGCAGAGUAACGGACUUGGCAAAAGAUAUGUUGACCGAUUUGAAUGAAUCAGAUCAGUCUCCUGUUACCUCUCUUGAUGAUCACCUUCAACCUGAAUAA